CGGCGGCGGCAUUAGGAAGAGGAAGAAGAGAGAUUGUAAAAGAACAAGACCAAUACAGCCGCGGAUGAAGCAAUAGAAAUCUAGGGUUCCGAUUAUGAAGGCGCCGGAAUCAAUCGGCGCAUCGAUUAACCAAAUCGACGAGAAGAAACAAAAUCUGAAGAAAGCUUUCGACGAUCUCCAAGCUCACCGACCUCUUCUUUCACCAUCUUUCAACCUCUCAUGGUCUGAGAUUGACUCUCACUUUUCCUCUCUCCAGUCUUCACUACUCGACCGCUUCCGUCUCCUCCAAUCAGCCGCGCCUCCUCCCGAUUCCGGUAAAAUCGAAACCGCAACGGCGGAGACAUCACUCGUUUGGCCGGAAUUGAGAAAGUUUUGUGAGAAGAACGACGGAAUAGGUUUGGGGAAGUACAUGAUUGAUAAUUCGAAGAAGCGUUUAUCGAUCAAUCUAGAGCUUCGUGAUGCGAUUCGUUGCUCAGAGAAUCCAGCAGCUUUGGUUCUAGACGCGAUCGAAGGUUCGUACCACUUCUCGUCGUCGUCUUCCUCGAUCGGUUUAAGAAGGAUCUUCGUUUUGUUAUUGGAAGAUUUGAUUGAGAUCAAUGCGAAUCUCACGAAUGAUUUGAGAGAAAGAGCUAGGACUCUUGCUUAUAAUUGGAAAUCGAGUAUAGGUAACAAACCAUCAGAAGCGUUAGCGUUUUUGCAUUUGGUUGCAGCUUUUGAAUUGGGGUCUCUGUUUAGUAACGAGGAGCUUUGUGAUUACAUUUUCUUGAUCUCUAAGUAUAAACAAGUGACAACGAUCUCUAAGAAGAUUGGGUUAGAUAGGAAAAAAAUCGCAGAGCUGAUUAAGAAGUUGUUGCAUACUGGGAGAUUACUUGUUGCUGUCAAAUUCAUUUAUGAGAAUGAGAUGACUGGUGAAUUCGAACCAGUUUCGAUUUUGAAAACUAGUUUGAAGAAUUCGAGAGCAGCUGCUAAGAGAGUUUGUGCUCAAGGGAGUUACUCUCUCAAGGCACAGAACGAAGCUACUGAUAAAGAGCUGAGUGCGUUGAGGACUGUGAUCAAAGUUGUCAAAGAGAAAAGCCUUGAAUCCGAGUUUGUUGAAGAGAAACUAGAAGAAUGCGUUAAGGAGUUGGAGGAUCAGAAAGCUCAGAGGAGGCGUGCCACUAAGUUCACCACACCUGCUAAUAAUACCCAACAACCGCAACAACAGGUUGAUAAUAAGCGUCCUCGAGUUGCUAAUGGUGCAACUACGGGAUAUAAGUUGACAGUCCCACCUUUGAGUCAGCAACAACCGCCACUUUUGCCUAAUCCUAGCCACGGUGUACAAGUGAACCAAUAUGGUCUGUCGAGCUCAAUGCUACCUGGUGUUGCUGUCCCGUAUGGCAACCCAUUGGCGCCAUUUGGCUCGGUUCCAGUACCAGGUCCAGCUUCUCAACCUGUCUACUUUGAGCAGCAAACUGGUUAUGGUGGAUAUGGGAUGCCACCUCAAUACCACCCACCGUACUAUUCUCAGUAGCAUAUCCAUUGGUAAGAUUUAUCAUACGAAUGCAAGCGAUAUUAAGAUUGAAGAGAUCUAUGCUCUAUGUGUAUUGAUGUUCAGUACAGAACAUCAAGUGACAUAGAUAACACUUGAUAUAGUCGCUGUUUUUGUGAUGAUAUAAGAGCAAAUUGAUCCUUUUUUGCCUGCGGAAGUGGAUUACAGAGGAUUUUGCCUUGAUUGUACAGUGUUAUAUAAUUUUAACCUUAACUUCAUACGUUUAUUAGUAUAGUUUUCUUGUGGAGUAAUGGUCUUAAUGAAUUGAUCUUACAUGUAUCUUCCUUGAUUUGGUAGGUAAUCUGCCAAGAUAUCCUUCCUUUAUUCUUAUAAUCUGCCACGAUUCAUAUAACACAGUGGAGUUUAUCUAGUAGGUGUUUUGGUUUAUUAUUAAUGGCUACGUUUCUGAAUUUCUAAACUUGAAAGGAAAACUUGGUAAACAAAAUAGUUUUUCGUGUAUAUUAUUUAGAAUAGAAUUUGCAAAACAAAAAGAAGAGGAGAGGAUAUGCCUUAAGCAAUUUGGAGAAGGAACAUGUUCGAUGAGAAAAGAAAAAACAGAACAUGUUCUUCUUUAAUGUACAGUUGUACCAACAUUGAUGGGAAUAAACCAAUCAACGAAGUGCCUGAAUCCACGUGUACAGUGUAUAUCUCUAAGGGAGAUUUAUUUCAUUUAAAAAAAUAUAUAUUUAGUAGUUAUGGGUCUGGAAAGGUAUCCUCCCAUAUAUAUAUAUAUAUAUAUCUCACGCGUCGUCCUCGUCUUCUCCGUCUGAUUAUUAUUACGCUGAUUUUAAUUCUCCUCAACUUCAUACGUCUAUUAUUCAUCAUGGGUUUGAAGGAGGAUUUCGAGGAGCACGCUGUGGAAGUGAAGAAGCUCACCACUCUUCCAUCUAACGAAGACUUGCUCAUCCUCUACGGACUCUACAAGCAAGCCACAGUCGGGCCAGUGGACACCAGUCGUCCUGGAAUGUUCAGCAUGAAGGAACGAGCCAAGUGGGAUGCUUGGAAGGCCGUUGAAGCGAAAUCAACGGAAGAUGCCAUGGGUGACUAUAUCACGAAGGUCAAGCAACUCAUGGAAGCAUCUGCUUCAACCUGAUGAACGAACAUUUGUGUGAUUCAUCAAAUCUGUCUUUCUGCUUUUAUUUUAUCUUAAAGCUUCAAAUAACAUUGCAUAAGACUUGUUCUUGCUCUCGUGUUUUUAUUAUAUAAAUCUCUCUACUUUGUGUGA
Molecule: messenger RNA, 2753 nt
Organism: Camelina sativa (false flax)
Lineage: Eukaryota; Viridiplantae; Streptophyta; Magnoliopsida; Brassicales; Brassicaceae
Source: RefSeq, a predicted model, not a curated record